ACUCAUACUUCAGAAGCACUUAUUGUACUACAUUUGUUGGAGCUUAGGUUCUAAUCUCAAGGAGAAUAUUCAGUAAUGUUACACAAGAACAGCUGAAUUAAAUUUUAGUGCAUGUAUUUCGGAUAAAACGGUAUAAGCAGUGUACGAGAUGCACAAAAUAUCUCACUUAAUAGCUGUUUACUUCAGUUUCAGGCUUGCCUCUAUCGCUACAUUUGCACAAGAUGCCCCGAAAAUCCAGAAGUUUCAGUUCCCAACGAAGUUAGAGGUUAAUGAGAAAACAAGUGUUACUUGCAUGUUAAGACGCGGUCAACCUCCUUACGUCUUUAGAUGGUUUAAAGAUGGUAAAGAAAUCGAGAAUGGUGGAGAAAUAACAAUUCAAACUAGUAAAUUUUUAUCGACUUUAUUAGUAAACCCUGUUACUCAUGCUGCUGCUGGUAAUUACACAUGUGUUGUAUCUAACUCAGAAGGAAAGGAUUCCUAUUCUUCUUCACUUACUGUAACAGCUGCACCAUCAUGGGUUAUUGAACCAACUGACGCAGAAGCAGUAGUGGGUCAAGUAUUAAGAGCCAUUUGCUUUGCGGAUGGAUCCCCGAAACCAGAUAUUCGGUGGACUAAAGCGGGAACUUCUUUUCUCGAGUGGUCUGCUCGAGGGCACCUUGAAAACGGAUCACUCAUUUUCAGCCCUCUCAAAGAAGAUGAUGAUGGAGAAUAUUCGUGUAUUGCUGAUAAUGGUGUUGGAGAGAGUUUGCUUAAGAAAAUCAAGAUUAUAGUACACGGUAAUUAGAGUAAGAUCGCUUUAUAGAAUCUGCAUUUUUAUAUAUGGCAUUACCGAAUACUGAAAUAACAUUUAUUGCAAAAUAAAUUGUUACUUAU
Molecule: messenger RNA, 873 nt
Organism: Stegodyphus dumicola
Lineage: Eukaryota; Metazoa; Arthropoda; Arachnida; Araneae; Eresidae
Product: cell adhesion molecule Dscam2-like
Biological process (GO): homophilic cell-cell adhesion; dendrite self-avoidance; axon guidance
Cellular component (GO): axon; plasma membrane
Molecular function (GO): cell-cell adhesion mediator activity
Source: RefSeq, a predicted model, not a curated record